AUGGGAAAGGACUUGUAUAGCCUCUAUCCUAGAUCAGCAAAGCUAGAAAACAGGCAAGACUUUAAUGUUUUUGCGAACUUUUUUAUUUACACUUUUAAAUACAUACAGGAAGAGCUAAAGGUCACUGAAAAUGCACAACCAGCCAUUCUGACGACAUCCAUCGCCAUACUACGCGCAUUAGAAAUCGAAUUUGGGUUUGACAUUUCAAAAUCAUCCAACCAUGUCCUAGGUCAUUCACUUGGCGAAUAUACUGCGUUGGUAGCCACAAAAGCAUUAUCUCUGGCUGAUGCCGUACGGCUUGUCAGAUUACGAGGUGAAGUCAUGACACAGGCAGUAGCAGAUAAACAAGGCAAAACAGCUAUGUCUGCGCUCGUUGUAAGAAAAGAUAAAUUGGCAGAACUAGAAAAGGCGAUUGAAGAAAUAAAUCAAAGUCUACCACCCGAAGAACUGGUCCAUGUAGCAAACAUCAAUAGCUCAUUCCAAGUUGUUAUCAGCGGCACAACACAGGGUGUAGAUCAAGCUUCUCGUACACUUCAACAACGUCGCUUUGCCGCUCGUGCAGUAGAUCUCCCAGUAUCUGCUCCUUUCCAUUGUUCUUUGAUGCAACCAGCAGCAGAUGUUAUGCGAGAAGCAUUAAGUAAAGUUGAAAUUAAGAUGCCUUGUGUGGACGUGGUUAGUAAUGUCACUGCAAGGCCGUACUCUAGUGCUGAAGAAAUUCCAAAACUAUUGGUUGAACAAAUUACAGCAACGGUACAAUGGGAACGUAGUAUUGGCUACUGCAAGGGACAAGAUGUUGAUGAUUUUUUAUGCUUUGGUCCCGGUAAAGUGCUGGCCAACCUUUUGAAAAAAGAGUAUCCGUUAGACAAGAUAAAGUAA
Molecule: messenger RNA, 876 nt
Organism: Rhizopus microsporus ATCC 52813
Lineage: Eukaryota; Fungi; Mucoromycota; Mucoromycetes; Mucorales; Rhizopodaceae
Product: FabD/lysophospholipase-like protein
Exons: 5
Coding region: 1-876 (291 amino acids)
Biological process (GO): fatty acid biosynthetic process
Cellular component (GO): mitochondrion
Molecular function (GO): [acyl-carrier-protein] S-malonyltransferase activity
Source: RefSeq, a predicted model, not a curated record